Pristis pectinata (smalltooth sawfish) is the source of this 4759-nucleotide messenger RNA. It is a transcript of the gene itga11a, whose product is annotated as integrin, alpha 11a. Gene Ontology annotation, cellular component: integrin complex; external side of plasma membrane. Bases 223 to 3771 code for a protein of 1182 amino acids. The transcript has 30 exons. NCBI's taxonomy places the organism in Eukaryota, Metazoa, Chordata, Chondrichthyes, Rhinopristiformes, Pristidae. Gene Ontology annotation, molecular function: integrin binding. The record is from RefSeq and is a predicted model, not a curated record. Gene Ontology annotation, biological process: cell-matrix adhesion; integrin-mediated signaling pathway; cell-cell adhesion.
UACAGAUACUGAGCUCCUGUUGGAUGUGGGGACUCAGAGUAAGAGGAGGAAACGCAUGUCUGGCAGCUUCCAGACCUUUUAAUCCAGAAGAUCUUCCUGCCUCCUUUUGUGACAGUGGCUCGAAGUUGAGAGAGUGGGAGAGAGAGAAAAGGAGUUUCAUGAAAUAUAGGUCGGUGACAGAACAACAGCACAGACUUUUGGAUUGUGAGCAUUUCUGCACACAUGGAUCUGUACAGAUGCGUCUUUGUUGCAUGGCUCUUAACUCUGCUGCCAGUUCCUUGUGACUCAUUCAACAUUGACACAAAAUGGCCAAAAAUCAUCAGGGGCUCUGCAGAAGCACAGUUUGGAUACACUGUUCAACAGCAUGAAGCCAGUGGGCAGAAAUGGCUUCUAGUUGGUGCACCAUGGGCUGGGGUUGGAAAGCAAAAGACUGGCGAUGUGUACCGGUGUCCGGUGAAAAACCAGACCAGCUACGGAUGUGGAAAACUGAACCUAGGAAGGGUAUCCCUCCCUUAUGUAUCAGAGCACAAGGAUAAUAUGAGGCUUGGGAUGACUUUAACCAGCAAUCCCCAGGAUCACUCUUUUGUGACAUGCGGACCGCUCUGGUCUCACGAGUGCGGAAGCUCCUACUACAGCACUGGCAUCUGCUGCAAGAUCAGCUCCAACUUCAAAAGUGCCCGAGCCUUUGCACCCGCCAUCCAGCGCUGUGAGACGUACAUGGAUAUUGUGAUUGUUUUGGAUGGUUCCAAUAGCAUUUACCCUUGGUAUGAGGUCCAGAACUUCCUAAUAAACAUUCUGAAGAAAUUUUACAUUGGACCAGGCCAGAUACGGCUGGGAAUUGUGCAAUACGGGGAGACUGCCGUUCACGAGUUUGAGCUGAGGGACUACAAGUCUGUUACUGAUGUCGUCAAAGCCGCAAGGAGCAUAGAGCAGCGAGGAGGAACAGAGACCAACACGGCGCACGGCAUUGAGAUCGCACGCUCUGAGGCAUUCAGCGUCAGGAGGGGUGCAAGACAAGAGGCCAAGAAAGUGAUGAUUGUCAUAACCGACGGUGAAUCCCAUGACAGCCCCCACCUGAAGCAAGUGAUCGAGGACGCCGAGAAAGAUAAUAUCACCAGAUACGCCAUUGCGGUUCUUGGUUACUACAACCGAAGAGGAAUCAAUCCAAAUGACUUCUUAAAGGAGAUCAAAUCUAUAGCAAGUCACCCGGAUGAGAAACAUUUCUUCAAUGUGUCCGAUGAGUCGGCCCUGAAGGAUAUUGUGGAUGCACUCGGAGCUCGAAUCUUCAGACUUGAAGGAACUAAUAUUCAGAAUGAAACAUCUUAUCAAUUGGAAAUGUCACAAGCCGGAUUUUCAACACAUUUCGUCGAGGAUGGGAUACUUCUUGGAGCUGUAGGGGCCUAUGACUGGACAGGUGCCAUCUUAAAGCAAACCAGUUAUGGGAGAGUAAUCCCUCCCAAGGAAGCCUACAAGAAGGAAUUUCCAGAGGAACUGAAGAACCAUGGGGCCUAUCUUGGUUACACCAUUACUUCGGUGAUGCCGAGGUCAGGAAGGAGGUGGUACGUGUCAGGUGCUCCCAGGUUCAAUCACACAGGAAAGGUCAUUAUAUUCACCAUGAGGAAUAAUGGAAAUAUCACAAUUCAACAGUCGCUGAAGGGCCAGCAGAUUGGAUCCUACUUUGGAAGUGAGAUAGCUCCCGUGGAUGUGGAUGCUGAUGGAGUAACGGACAUUUUAUUGGUUGGUGCCCCCAUGUAUUUCAGUGAUGGCAGAGAGAAGGGUAAAAUCUACAUCUAUUCCCUCCACAAGAGAGUUUUCAUUUUCAAUAGUUUUCUGGAAAUUUCCGACACCUCCCAAAAUUCUCGCUUUGGCUCUGCCAUCGCUGCCGUUCGUGACCUCAACCAUGACUCGUUCAACGAUGUGGUGGUGGGAGCCCCACUGGAAGAUGAUCAUCGUGGAGCAAUUUACAUAUUUCACGGACACGACAAAAAUAUCCUGAAGGGCCACAAACAGAGAAUCAGUGCCUCGGAAGUCAGCCCUGGCCUGCUCUACUUUGGCCGCAGUAUCCACGGACAGCUGGACAUGAAUGACGACGGGCUGGUGGAUCUGGCAGUCGGAGCGCUGGGCAGCGCUGUCCAGUUAUGGUCUCGCAGCAUAAUCCAAGUCAAUGCCAGCAUGAGAUUCGAACCACCAAAGAUCAACAUUUUCAACAAAGACUGCAGGAGAAAUGACAAGGAGUGCAGCUGCAUGACUGUGUUCAUCUGUUUUACAGUCACAGCCAAAACCCCUGGGCUUCAGAACGACACCUUGGCCAUAAGGUACAGUGUUUCUAUCGACGAGCGAAGAUUCACUCCUAGAGCACUCUUUGAUGACAACUUUGAAAAGUACGUCCACGGUAAUAUCAGCGCGGAACCGGAGUUGGAAACAUGCGACCAGUUCAAUUUCCACGUUCUAGACACAAUGGAUUAUGUGAGACCCAUCGGAUUCAUAUUGGACUUCGGCCUCUUGGAUCCCGAAUAUGGCCCAGUUCUGGAUGAUGGAUGGCCAAUGUCAGCCAAAGGCACGCUUGGCUUCUGGAGCGACUGUGGUGAGGAUGAACACUGCGUGCCUGACCUGGCCCUACGCGCUCGCACAGACGUUUAUGGUUCCAGCCAGUUUCCCUACACUGUUCAAGACACGCGGAGGAGGCUUGUAAUGGACGCCUGGCUGGAGAAUAAACGGGAGAACGCCUACAGCACCAUCCUGAACAUCACCUUCUCCAGGAACCUGCAGUUUGCAACCCUCACACAGAAGGACGAUACCGAAAUGAAAAUUGACUGCAACAUUUUGGAAAAAUGGCACAACAGCAAAGUGUGCACAGUCGCUUACCCAGUGUUCAGGUCCCAGUCCAAGGUGGCUUUCCGUCUGGAGUUCGAGUUCAGCCGUUCCGUCUUCCUGGACAAUGUGGAACUAACCCUGACUGCCAGCAGUGACAGUGAAGAAGCAGAAGAAACUCUUCAUGACAACACCUACCAUCUCCACGUUCCAGUCCGAUAUGAAGCAGAUCUCCUCCUCACUAGGGACUCCAGUCCUGAUCGCUACGACUUGAAAUCAGUGGAAGAACUGGAGGAAAAUGGAGAUUUUGAUCCUCCAUUUAACUUCACCUUCACGUUGCAGAAUCUGGGCCGAUUCACCGUUGGCCACUUGGUGAUCAGGGUGACCAUUCCCACGAUGACCAAAGGUAACAACCGCCUCCUGAUCCUGACCAACAACUCCACCGUUCCGAGAGAUGGGAUCGAGUGCAUCUUGACCAAUCAUUCAGAGCACCAUCCUGGAGGACAAGUCUUCGCAGAGGACCUCCGGCACUUUGAAAAGCUGGAUGCUGGCAAUGCCAAGUGCACUCUCCUCAUGUGUGAAGUAAAGAAUUUUAAAACCAAUGAAGAGUACACCAUUCAAGUUUCGGGAAUACUCUUGACUGAUUCACUAAUGGGACUCAGGUUUGGGUCACUGUUUCUUGUAACCACAGCAACACUGGACAUUCAGGACCCCAAGGCCAUGUUUGUUAAAGAGGAGGGGAGGAGCCGACAUAUAACCCUUCACAUGACCAAACAGUGGGAGUCUGAGGUACCACUUUGGAUUAUAAUUGGAAGCUCAUUAGGAGGGUUGCUCUUGCUAGCAUUGCUCACCCUUGCUCUAUGGAAGCUGGGCUUUUUCCGAAGUGCUUAUCGCAGGAGGAAGGAAUCCCUGUUAGCCCCGAAUGGCCACGUCGGGCAGCUAAAGAAAACAAAUCUCUGAAGCCAUGACUGGUGAAGCAAAUGGUAAAGAGAAGAUGUGAAUUGACUCAUCAAUACUGCGCUCAACGAGAAGGGCACGAGUAGAUAAUUGCUAUAUGCCCAGGAUCAGCACAACACCAGAUGCACCUUCCUGUACUAUUGUUUCCUGUUGACACCUCACACUUUAAUUGGUUUUCUAAGGUGCAAUACACUGUAUUCCCCAGAGCACACACCCUGUAGGGAAAUAUGUUUUAACAGGGGUGUGAUGCAGUUUACAUUUGCUUGUUUGGAAAGUUGAACUUUGAUUGGCUGUGCUAAAUACAAGAAGCUUCGCACGGUCACUGUGGAAGUAAAUGGCAUUGGCCAAGCCAUUGCCUUUUUAUAAGUUGUGCAUGCCCGCUUAAGGGGCAAAUCAGAGCCAGUGCAGAUGGCACCUUUCUAAAACAAUGGAAACCCGAAGAUUUGCAGGAUGCAAUCUUUUUUUCUACAGAAUACUGGCAAUCUGCCAUCUUUGCUUGGGGGCCUCCAUGGAAUUUUGUUUAACGUAACGAGCAACAAUUUUAAAGAAUUUACAGACUGUAAAUGUUUAGUUGAUUUGGCAUCCUUCAUUCUCUUGCUGUGUUUCAGGUGUGAGGAAGCCACGGCCCAGCUAAGUUAUGUAUUUGUCUCUGGAAGUUCUACUGCUCCACACUAGACAAGCUUAAACUGAGGGGCAGGUGCAGAUCUAUUGUCUCAACUUCCAUCUCCAAAACCCUCCACACUAAGAGGCAGUGAUGCAGACUGAUCUGCUAAAAUGAGUACCAGGCAGUUGAGUGAGGCUCCAUGGAUGGGGUCUGUUGGUAAAUCUGUCAUCUGAUACACACCUUUACCACUCAAACUACUGGUCAGUGGUCGAUACUGAGCUGUUGAUGGCACUCUGCAACUGUUCCCCACUAAGGGUCACUGUGGAAGGUUGUCCCCUUGGGUAACGUCUCUUUAGGGAAGGGGAGAAAGAACUAUUCCUGAAUAAG